Molecule: messenger RNA, 583 nt
Organism: Gilbertella persicaria
Lineage: Eukaryota; Fungi; Mucoromycota; Mucoromycetes; Mucorales; Choanephoraceae
Exons: 2
Coding region: 47-439 (130 amino acids)
Source: RefSeq, a predicted model, not a curated record
CCCCCCUUCCCUUCUCUCUUUUUUUUUCUUAUAAAACCCCUAGACUAUGUCAACUUAUCGUGUAUUCUCAGAAAAGGUUUUAACUAAAGUUCAAACACUAAAGCUUCUUGAAGCUGAUAUCAAACCUCAACUUGUAUUCAACGAAGCUAAAGGCAAGUCUUUCUGGAGACCUUCUCAAGUCUCUCGACGUGUACAAAACGACUUGAGAAAGGCUUGUAUUCAACAAGGCAUUGAACCUAGUUCGAUUGGAUUGCCUACAGCCACUGCUAAGAAGCCAUUGAGAACACGUCCUAAUAAGUUGGAGAAGCAUGAACGUUUGCGUGCCGAAAGAGAAGAAACCAUUAGACGUAAUUUAGAAAAGAUGCCACAAACAAUUCAAGCAUGGAAAGAAGAUAAAAUGAAGGAACUAGCUAAACAAAAGACUUCAAUGCCUUUCUAAAUUAAAAAAAAUGAUUUAUACACCACGCUCCAAUAAUAGAAAAAUAAACAUGUACUAUAGCACAACUAUUUUUUUUGUGGAUGAUAGAUUGCAAAGAACCAACGCAUUGCCACCGUAAAAAAAGGGACUUCUAGUUCUCCGAGA